Ceratina calcarata is the source of this 2643-nucleotide messenger RNA. RefSeq lists its product as uncharacterized. The record is from RefSeq and is a predicted model, not a curated record. NCBI's taxonomy places the organism in Eukaryota, Metazoa, Arthropoda, Insecta, Hymenoptera, Apidae. The coding region runs from base 1792 to 2565 and encodes 257 amino acids. The transcript has 4 exons.
AUGUGACCCCGAUAUUAUCCCGCGCCUCUAGAAAAAACAAUCCCCGCCAUUUUUAUUCUUCGCAAUAAACUACCAACGCCCGCGCAACGUAACGAUUAAUGCCAGCAACGUUUAAUUCCAUUCUGGACUCUCAAAUGCGAAUCGAAAAUGAAUGAGCGUUUCGCGUAUCGAUGCGAGGUAGGGGAGUUGCUUAUGGGAGGCAGUUGGCGAAACGCGUUUUAUUUUGGUCUAUAAAAAAAGAUGCAACGCAGGAUGGCUAUUUAUAAAAGCCAGGGCACGUAAACGUUCCAUUUUUCCCGGGUCGCUUUGAAAGAAGCGCAGUCCCAAGGAUAUCGUACGCUCCGCUACCUAAGGAAAACGUGUCAUCUAGGGUAGAAAGUUCGCCGCGAGAAUUACUUACCGGUGAUGAUACCGUGGAAGCUAAACUGCCCGAGGGACGGUGACGUGCACCGUCGAAAACGGCAAAUUAAUGGAACGAUUAAUAAAGAAACUCGAAACUGGGCUGAGCGGAAAUUUUCCCUACAGAUUCUCAACAGGGGAGAUUGGUCUAUUAUAGCCGAGAGUACAUAAAGGAACUUUCUCUUUUUACGAAACCUUUGGGAAUGCGAUACUUUUACUAUGUUCGUAAAUCUCCUAACUUUAACGACCUGUUAGCGUCCUCGUAAACUUCUUUUUUUAUUCGAAGAGUCAACCUACUUAGCAAGUUGAAACACACAGAGUAAAAAUAUUUUUUAAUCAUUCUAUAAAUAAUUUUAUCGCUCGGAGCUAUUAUCAAAUUAAUCAUAAAAAGUUUGAGAGAAAUCGGAUACCCCGUUUGACUGAGGAUUUUGUGAAAAGUUUAUUCUUUAAAAGAAGACCUUGGCGUUCCGAAACAGCUGACUCGUUGGAAAAAACGGGUAAGCCAGACAGACACAGCGAGGAAUAUCAUCCCCUUUAGAAGGGCUCCAGACAGACGAACCCUCCAGGCAGCAGCCCUCUACCCCUUUCCUCCGGGCGACCGUCCCAUCGCCAUAGCAACCCCUUGGAUUCAGCAGCCAGAGCCUAACCAACCGAUUUGCUCACCCCCGCGCUCGGACCUGUUCGUUAUUCGAAUAUUUGCAUCAAACAUCCCCUUUUUCUAUCUCGUUUUUUUUAUUUAACGCACUCGGAACCGGACAAUGCUUUGUUGUCGACGAUGUGUAUAUAUGCAUGUAUCAGAGUUGCAGAAGCGGUUUUAAUUUCCUUUUCAUUCUCACUAUUGGGUGGGUGUUACUGAUUGUGUACUGAUUGUAAACGAGGAGCUCCUAUUUCUAUCUCUAGAAUUGCUGCACUUAUGAAAGGUGUUUGGAUUAGAUAUUUGUCUCAAUGUUACAGAUAAACUGAGAUAUAACUGAAACAAUUGUUUCAGCCUCUAAAUAGAGUGAUACCUGCCUUUAAUUGUAACAUAAUGCAUAAGCUGCUUUUUUAGAUAUUUAUAAAUAUGCUUACAUUCGAACGUGAUUACUUACAUUUUUCUUUUAAAGAGAAAGUUUGUAAUUCUAGUUUCUCUAAAGUCACAAUGCAAUGCAUUGAGAAAAGAUUCGAUGGCGAUUACAGAAACCAGCGUUUUAGUACCAGAGAAUGCCGUUUUCAUCGCGAAUCAGCGAGUCGAAUGAUGGACUGACAAUUUUCGAAAUUGCAGCCACUUUUUUUCGCCGACCACUAGAAUAGCCUACGUCACGAACCUCUAUCCUUUUAAGAUCACGAACGCCUCUGCACUUCCGUCAGUCGCCCAUCGUUUCUUUCGUUAGACGUUACUCCAACCGAGAAAGUAUGCUCUUCCUCUCAAGAGUGCUUGCGUUAAUCGGGUUUACAGCUUUAAUCUCCGGCCAGGAUACGAAAACUGUGUUUCCGUUCCCCGGAAAUGGUUCCAGUUCCGGGUACGCGCUAGAGAAAGCCGAAUCCGUCUUUGAACCGGAAGUAAUGCGCACCCCGCAGCCCCUUGCUCGUCUUCCGACUAUGCCCGUCAAUUAUUUUCUCUCCGCGCCACAAAGGACGUUCAUUCAUCACAGGAGCGAUGGUACUGUACCACCACCUUACGUUUACGAUCAUCCGCAUUACAAUUAUCCCAUGGCGCACUCGAUCGACUAUCCAGUCGCUCCGUCCAUGAAACCUUUUGUAAUCGUCAGUUUCAUCGGGCUGCUGCUACUCUUUGCCAUUAUUCAGAAUACACUUGCGAGUGUGAAGAGGAGAGAGCUUCUGACAGACGUCCUCUCGGCUAGGAAGAAGAGGGAACUUUACACUGCAUACGAUACUAAUUCUGUUACGUCGGAACAGGAAGACGUUCUGGACGAAGACGCGAGAGUACGGUGCAUACAGAGGACAGUUUGCCUGGAGAAUCGGAAGCUAGUGAAAGCGUUCGGAGCUACCGGGAAGAUACUGGCCAAGUACUUAACACGUGGCGUGGAAAGAUCAUUGAAACCGGGUUCCGGUUGGGAUCGGCUGGUGAGAGACGCGGGUGAGGCUGGUAUUCGUGGUGAGGAAUGCGAGCUACUUUAUAGAGAUUGUGAUGAAGAAAUUUUUUCGAAGGACGAUCAUCGAGAUUAGAAUAAAAUGUAAAAAUAUAAAUGAAUAAAGUUUGUUGUCAAGGACUUUAGCUUUCUUUUUUACUUUAUGGAAUGACAA